AUGAAUCUUGGAAACUAUUAUAAAUUAAGGUGCUGUGGCCGAUCACCUAGAAACACUCCAUAUUAUACAUCAGAACAAAUUUGUUGUCCAGGAUGGGAACAUAACGGUGAUAAGAACUGCAAUAUUCCAAUCUGUAUCCCACCUUGUCAAAACGGAGGAACAUGUGUGAAUCCUAAUGAAUGCGAAUGUGCUGCUGGUUUUGAAGGAGACUUUUGUGAUGGAACUGCAUCCUGUUCCCAUCUGGAUCCCUGUUACCCUGGAAGAUGUGUUGGUUCCAGUACUGCAAACAUGACUGAUACGACUAUUCCCACUGUCAUUACGACCACUGAUAGCUCUUUGAAUGGUACUAACAGAACAGAACCAGAUAAUUGUCACUGUUCUGAUGGGUUUGGUGGAGAAACAUGCUUGUUAUUUUCAGCAAACUUCACACCCAUGAUCGAACAGAGUAAUGCAACAUUUACAAGUAGAAAGGCAACUACACAAAAGCUUAUUUUUGAAUAUAAAAUUGACGCUACUGACAAGACAGAAAUUGAUAUCACGUGGACAAAUAGUCCUCAAUUUAAUCUUCUACAAUGUAAUAUAAUAGCUACAUUUGAUGCUGAUGAAUUAUUUGGAUAUAUGCCAAACAUCCCAGAUUAUAUCAGAAAUACUAGUUAUGGGAUAGUCAAUGCUCAUUUUGAGAUCAAGCACACAAAAAUUUACCUAAAUGGUAGUACGUAUGUAGCAAACAGUAAUAAUUUAACAUGUAUAGAACCAACUAAUGACAAUCCUGUGGAAGAUUUGAAGUGUUUUAAAGAAACGAAAAACGACUUUUCAUUGUCAUCUGGCGACGUGUAUUCCUUAAGGUUCAUUGUAAUAUCUGGAGGCUAUAGAGUCCUGAUAAACACAGACUAUGGUAACGUGACAGAUACUCAAUAUUACAUUGGUCCAAUGUCGCAAAAUGUCAUCGAGUUUCGUUUCGAUUAUGAUGUACCAAUUCAUUGUUCCCAAAAUAAAACAACUGGUGAUACAGCAUGCAAUGUUGAUUUAGCAAUGACAUUAAACAAAGAUAUAACUCAGGAAACAAUAACAGGAACUUGGAGUGGAUGGAUAGACACCCUAUCUGGUGUUCUAAGAUAUGUUUUUGAAGUGUGGAAACUGGAAUUCAGUAUUGACGAAAAUGGACUUUUAGAACCGAAAAUAAAAUCUGAAUAUAAUCCAAAGCCAUUGUAUAUAAUUGAAAUAAUGGCCGACAACAUAUCAGUUCCAAUGUACGAGCCUAGUGUUCCCGGUGUAUAUUCAGUCAUUCUCGAAAUCAAUGACAGGGCUAAUAACUCUGAAUACGUGAGACGUAUAGCUAUAUAUGACAAAACUUCGAAGAUAGAUACAAGUUCAACAGAACAUAUGUUUGUGUCAUCAGCUCUAACUGCUACCGAUUACAUAUGGCAGAUAUUAUAUUCCAAAGAUAAUAUUACGCAGAUAAAUGUUAACUGGACAGGCCAUUUUUUCAAUGAAAUACACGAGAAGGGAAAUUUCCUAGCGAAAGUUCUUAAGUAUGAAGCAAGACUAAGCGAUCCAGAAAACCCACAUCGCCAUGAAUACAAAAGAAUCCUUCCUGAAUUUGAUGACAAUGAGGGAGCUAGAACAAAGUCUGCAAUACCGAACGUCCAUGCUAUUGUCAAAUUUGAAAUAAUACAAGAAAAAAUUACAAGACAAAAAUCCGAACCCUCGGAAUCAAACUGGAGAAUUGUUAGUCCUCUGCAAGAACAUGAUACGAUUGACAUAGCACCUCAUACAAUAGAUGAUGGAUACGCCGUGCAGGUCUGGGUGAAAGCUUAUGAUAUCAUGAAUCAUACAAAGGUAGACACUACUGUUGUUCGCUUUGAUCAAUCACCACCAGAUCUCUAUCAGCCUGAUAUCACGUUUAACAUAGAAAUGUUAACCUCAAGAUUAACCAUCACAUCAAAGGAUGCCCAUAGUGGACUUAAAUCAUUGUCAAUGAAGUUCGUUCUGAACAGUACUGGAGAAGUUAAGACACCAAUAGAAGAUAUACUUGUUCCAUUGCAGACACAGAGUGAAUGUCCGGCGAAUGUCGAUCCUGAUUGUUACUGUAUACAAGAUGACUGUUUUAACCAGAAGUUUGAAAUAUAUUUUGACAACUGUAAAUUGACUGUUCCUGUAGAAACUAUUGAUUUUGAAACAUACUCGCUACAUAUAACUGCUGUUAACCGUGCCCUGAUAACAACUUCUAUUGUUAAAGAGAUGGGAAGCGUGACUCAGUUUACUGGGAUACAACAAUAUUCGAGUCCAUUUAACAUUUCCAUUGUCAAAACGACUGACAGGACUAUAACAAUACAAUGGAAGCUAUUACCCACCUGCUACGACAGAGUUCGAAAUGUUGUUGUGGUCAAAUCCGAUAAUACAACCAAGGAGUAUAAGGUUGACAAGGAUGACACAGAGUUCACUAUACCAGAUCUUCAACCAUCAGCUAGGCAUGACAUAAAAAUGUACUCGGACUAUGGGAAUGUGUCUUCCUAUAUACAAAGCUUGGCAACACCACUAGCAUCUGCUGCCUUUACAGCUGAUAAACCCUUUGAAUUCCCUCAGUACGGUUUCUACGCCAUUGGAGGGGGAUUUGUUUUUAUUUUGGUUGUUGUUGUCUUGGUGUUGGUUGCUUUAGGCAGAAUGGGAAAAUUGAAUAAAGUUAAAAGACGUAUGACCAAACGUAUGAGUCAACUUAGGAAUACAUGGUAUGAUCUCAGGCGAAUGGAUCACACACCACCAAAAAGCAGAAAUAAUCGUGCCAUCUCCACUGUCUUUGAUAGAGAUGUUCGUUUCCAUGGUGAUGUGCAGUUUGAAGGGGAACAGCAUUGGUACAUCAGACGUAACAAGUUGUCUUUAGAGGAAGAAAUUGCAAGAGGGAAAUUUGCAAUCAUAUUCAGAGCUAAACUAUAUACCAAUAAAAACUUGGAGGAAUCUGUUGUGGCUAAAACUGUUCAUGAGGACUGCACUGAUUUACAAAGAACAGAGAUGAAAGCUAAAAUCAAUUUCUAUGCAACCAAGGUUGGACAUCAUGUCAAUGUGCUGGAGUUUAAGGGGUCUUGUGAGGAUGACGCACGUGGUGAUAUUAUGGUUUUGGAGUAUUGUGACAAUGGGACAUUAAAACAAUACCUUGAUUCUGUAAGAGAAUGUUUUACUGCGGAGAUUUCAGAUAAAUUAGCAAGAUUAGCAUAUGGUAUAUGCUUAGGAAUGGAUUACUUGGCUUCUAAAGAGAUUGUUCAUCGAAAACUUGCAGCAAGAAAUAUUUUACUGAAUAAACUGUUUGAACCUAAAAUUGCUGGAUUUGGUCCAAGUCAGGAAGAAAUAGGACAAAAUGUAAAUAAUAUACACGAAAACAUACCAGUAAAAUGGGUUGCACCUGAAUGUGUCACCUCCAGUGACAAAGCCACGGAGUUGAGUGAUGCCUGGUCGUAUGGGGUUGUGUUAUGGGAGAUCUUCUCGUUAGGUGAAACUCCUUACCCGUCAAUGAUGAGUAGUGAAGUAUUCCAGUACUUAAAAGCAGGAAACAGAAUGAACCGACCAGAGUAUUGUGAAGUUAUAUUUCACAACAUAAUGAAGAAAUGUUGGAAGUAUGAUCCAAACCAAAGGUCUGGCUUCUCCCGAAUCAAGGAACAACUGCGACCUCUAUUUCACGAAGGAGAAGGAGAUGACAUUUACAUGACAUCAUAAGAAUGAUAUAUCAAAUCAGACAAGCUCAUUGAAGGAAUGACUGAAAUAUUUUGUCUGUCUAUAUGAAAUAACAUUAAAAAUUUGGUGCACACUGAAUAAUGCGCGUAGCGGGUUAUUUAACAGUGUGCACCACAUUUUUUUGUUAUUUCGAAUAGAAUCAUUUCUUAUAAUUUAAUUCUAAAUACCAUUUUAAACCGUAGAAAACCAUGACAAAACGUUGAUGACGUCACGGUCACAUGACUAAAUUAUGUCUAUGGGCUCAUAACAAAAUAACGUCAGCCAAUCAAAAGACGCGUUACAUCCAAAAUUAAAUGAUUUCAGAAUACUUGAAUAAAAUUUGCAGUGAAAAGAUGAUUAUGUUCCCCUUUCGUGAAUGAAAUCGAUAUAAUCAAACAUUUAUAAUAUUAUAAUUGUUAAAUUUUAUUUAGCAAACCUGUAUAUAUGUAUAGUGUUUGUUCUAUUAUGUACUGUUUUAAUAAUUUUUUAACAAGGGGGGCCUUGACUGACUGAAAUAAGUAAAAAUAAUGUCCCUCGAUGUGGUAAAACUGACUGAGUUUGCAUUCUAUGCAUUGGCCAAUACCUACGCAUUGUCGUGAUUUAAUCAUAGCUUCUGGUUUAUAUUACAAUAUACGAAUUAGAAAUUGUACUGAAGCUCUCGGAGAAUUUCUCUUCUAAAAUGAUUGGCUUUGAGUUAUCCGGACGAAGAUAAUUCCAUAAACGUGUUCCAGCCGAACGAAAUGUGAAUGUGAUUCACGUUGGUAAACAGAUCCUGCUCCAAAUAUGGCACUAGGCAUGAGGCCCAGGCUUCGUGUUGAAGGCCGUACAUUGACUUUUAAUGAUUUACUUUUAUAAAUUCUUACUUGGAUGGAGAGUUGUCUCAUUGGCACUCAUACCACAUCUUCCUAUAUCUAAGUACAAAUCUUGUUAUAUGUUUAAUUUGUUAUUGUCAUAUUCAAGAAGUGGACGAGAUGAAGCAAUGAAUAGGGUUGUUAAAUUUGAUAGAUGCUUUUUGUGCUUCUUUGUUAAAUAUUUGUUUGUUUUGAGAUUGUGAAAAAGUGAUGACUGCUAUACCCAUAUUUUGACAAUUUUACCUUUUAUGUCUGUUUUGUUCACGCAUCGUUGUAAAUAUGAUGGAAUUUGCUGCGACUGUCAUACAAGCGAGAGGUAUAGCGUCGCUAUAAAACUAGGUUCAAUCCACCAUUUUCUACAUUUGAAAAUGCCUGUACCAAGUCAGGAAUAUGACAGUUGCUGUCGUCCAUUCGUUUGACACAAGACACAUAUACAGCAGUCUUGGGUAAUGAAAAAACAAAUAUACUCGAUAUACAAAAACCGUGAUGAGAUUGUUAAAGAUAGCAGUUAAGAGGCUGUCCAAGUAAAUAUCAGGCAAAUCCUAUGAUAUGCGUGGCACAACAUAAUUUUUUCUCCACUGAAUUUUUGGUUCCAAUGCAAUGUUUAUAUCAUACAAAGGAUAUAUAUGUCAAAGAUAUUUUUGAAUCAACAGUGGAUGGCUCAGAAAAUGAUUUUAAAGUUCACUAACACUGCAACAAAAUUUUGUACAAAAUGAAAACUUAACAUAUAUGAUACACUGCGAUUGUUUUGUGUUGUUCUAUUAUCACCACAACAAUUAGUGAUAAAUCUACUAAAUAUUUUAUUAAAUGUAAAUAUCGUUGUCAUUUUAAAAAUGAUUGUGAUGUGUCCAAUAGUUCUUUUUUAUAUAUUGUUUAGCCAUAGUUGAUUCAGUGUUGGUAUUUCAACACAAUGUAUUCAACGUUGAGACAAUGUACCAAUCUCAACGUUGCAUUGUCAAUGUUGAAUCAAUGUUGAAUAUUUGUUGAUCAAUGUAUAACCUAAAAUCAACAAAGAUUCAACGUUGAUUCAACAAAGUGUGCCUGCAGGGGGGUCUUGAAUUAUUUACAUUUGUAAAAGACAUUUUACCCUGUCACUUAUUAAUCAACAUCUCCUCAGACCGGAACAUUACAAGAGUUUGUCUUUCAAACUGUUCAUUUCGCUAUAUGUACAUAUUUAUAUUGUAGCAGCAUCUAACAAUGUAUGCUGCGAACUUUUGAUUAUAUAUUUUUUACUUUAUCAACACCUUUCAUAUUAUUUUCGACAAUUUUACUUUUUUUUAAAUGCGAGAUGUUAUUCCGCUCACUUUAACAUGUCUGCUUGUUUCGGGUCAGAGUAAACCAGAUUUUUUAGCAACAGAAAUAAUUAUUUGAUUAUAUGGAUGUUAGCUAUGUAAACCGAAUAGCCGGUAAAAGUCGGUAAAUUGUUUUAUGCAGGAUUUUUUUCUGAUUUUUUUUUUAUAAUUAACAGUAUACUCAUACUAAAGUGAUCUGAAAUAGAGCUGUUUAAUUGUUUUAAGAUUUAACCCCUUUUGUUUUUAUAUUUCAUUGGAAUAACACAAUCUUGUUAUACAUCAUGGUAUAAUCAAAUCAAACCUUUUCUCAAUACAUGUGUGAAGUCCUUUAAAACAAGUAUUAGAACAAAAGAUUAUGAAUAUAAUUUAUGUUACAUCAUUAUGGCAUCAUGGUACAUGUAUAAUAAACUGUAGAUAUAAGAAGAUAUUGAUACCAGGACUUAAUUUAGUAUAUACGCCAGACCACAGGCACUUGUCUCAAAAAAAUAUUUCCUAUAUACCUUAGUUAUA
This is a messenger RNA of Mytilus trossulus (common blue mussel), 6358 nucleotides long. RefSeq lists its product as uncharacterized. Gene Ontology annotation, cellular component: plasma membrane; signaling receptor complex. Gene Ontology annotation, biological process: multicellular organism development; positive regulation of kinase activity; cell surface receptor protein tyrosine kinase signaling pathway. NCBI's taxonomy places the organism in Eukaryota, Metazoa, Mollusca, Bivalvia, Mytilida, Mytilidae. The transcript has 21 exons. Gene Ontology annotation, molecular function: transmembrane receptor protein tyrosine kinase activity; protein binding; ATP binding. The record is from RefSeq and is a predicted model, not a curated record. The coding region runs from base 1 to 3708 and encodes 1235 amino acids.